Pyricularia oryzae 70-15 is the source of this 2469-nucleotide messenger RNA. Its product is annotated as nonselective cation channel. The transcript is spliced from 3 exons. The record is from RefSeq and is a predicted model, not a curated record. Bases 143 to 2215 code for a protein of 690 amino acids. NCBI's taxonomy places the organism in Eukaryota, Fungi, Ascomycota, Sordariomycetes, Magnaporthales, Pyriculariaceae.
GGCCCCUCAGCCAUUAUGCUUCCCGCGCCUUAGAUUGCGGCAAUCGUGUCGUGUCCGCCACCCCGUGCUCUGUGUUGCGCUAAAGCAGGUGCUGGGUUCUUGCAUUUUUUUUUUAAUUCCCCCCCUUUCCCUUUUCCACAUAAUGACAGUCAUUCGCCGACGCCAACGCAACCAAGACACCUUCCCAAAGCAUCCAACCCGCAACAGCUGCACGACAGGAAUCUACAGCCCUACCCCGGCGAGAAUCGCGUUCCCUGUCGCGCCCGUCGCCGUUGGCUCGAAAAGGAUGGAGUCCAGCAGCAAAGGGCUUUUGGCGCCGGACGCACAUGCGCACGACGACGAUGACAUGUCCGAGACGGAGGCUUGCAUCGAUCGGAGAAAUCGGCACCCGAUUCCAGCCCUGGCACCUUCAUCCUUGCCCGUGUACAUGACCAUUCACCGAGUGAGGAGAUUAGUAGCCGCCGCUGUUGAUGAACCGUAUUCGCUUGAACAACUCAAAGACCAUAGGGUAAACAAGGAAAUUGUCCGCCCUCUUGUCGAUCGUCUUUAUACACCAAGCGACAUCUCCGUAGUCUACUGCCUGCUGGCCAACCGUGUCCAGUUUCUUCGUGAACAGUCCAGCACAGUUCACCAGACCGUCACCAUAGCUCGUGCCACCCUCUGCGAGCUUGCCGCCACCCUCAUCCUCCGCCGUCUGCACGAGGAGCACACCAGCGAGGAUGGCUUGCUACUCCUCUCUCAUGUCCUCGUCGAGGGCUUCGAUCCCUUCCAAGGGGCCCCAGACUCCAUCCAGCACGACACGGCUGCUCGUCAGUGGCGACUGCAGGAGCGUGAGGGUCACGAACGGAAGCUGACGGCCCUGGAGUUGGCCAUCAUCUCGGAAAGCAAAACUUUUAUCAGCUCGCCCGCCUGUCAGCGUGUCGUUAAUGCCGUGUACGAGGGCCAGGUCAUAUAUACGCCGCUGUCGGUCAUGGACAUCUUGCCAGAUCAUUACCGUCACCACCCAAUCUCGCUGUACGACCCGCGCAAGGCUCCGAUAUUAAACCACUACCGCCUCAUCGUCCCUCGCUGGCGCAACGCUGUCGAGAUGUGUCAGUUUCUGAUACUGCUGGGCCUAUAUGUCCUCACCAUGGUGUAUCGAAACGACGAGGGCACUGAAUUGUUUGAGCUCAUGUUCAGCAUUUAUACAGCCGGCUGGGUGUUGUCCGAGUUGGCGGCCAUUGCUGAGCACGGAUGGGAGGUCCACUCACAAUCGCUGUGGUCUUUUCUGGAUCUGACCUUUAUCUUCAUCUAUGGCGCCUACGUGGUCGCCCGCAUCUUUGACAUAUUCGCGGGCCGUUUUCCUCUUGGCCAGGGCCUGCAUAUCCUCUGCGUCGCCGCGCCGGUGCUCCUGACCAGACUGGCCUUUACGCUGCUGCCAAACAACAUCGUCUUCAUCAGCGUACGCGCCGCCAUGAGCGACUUUAUGAUGCUCACCUUCCUGGCCACGUGGUGCUUCGUCGGCUUCUUGUUGGCGCUGCAGUGGCUGAUUGACAGCGACGACAACUCCAACACGACGAUCCUGACGCCGCGCUGGUCCACGAUUGCCAAAUGGAUGCUCUGGAUCUGGUUCGGUCUGGACGGAACCGGAUUCGACGAGGCCGGCAAUUUCCACUCGGUCUUUGGCCCCGCGCUCAUGGUCGGCUUUGCCUUUUUGGGCAACACGCUCUUUCUGACCCUCACCAUCGCAGUGCUGACCAACACCUUUUCGCGCAUCAUCGCCGACGCGGCCGGCGAGGUCGCCUUCCGCCGGACGGUGCUGACGUUCGAGGGCGUCAAAAGCGACGCCAUCUUUGCCUACCCGCCGCCGACCAACAUCAUUGCCCUCGUGCUGCUGCUGCCGCUUAAGCUGCUCGUGUCCCCGGCCACGUUCCACACCGUCAACGUCUCCCUCGUCCGCGCCCUCAACGCGCCCGCGCUGCUGCUCAUCAGCCUGUACGAGCGCCGGCGUUCAUGGAGCGGAGGGGUGCUGGGCCGCCGUCGCCGCGGCAAGAACCCCUUUCUGAACUGGCAUUUCACCGGCUUUUCGCCCUACGACAACGUCCAGGCGGUGUUCAAGACGUCGGUGCCGGACGAGGUGGGCGACGCCAUUGAGAGGCUGGAUCCGUUGGAAAAGGCCCCUCGGACGCCGAUCGAGCCGGUCGCGGUAGAUGCUGAUAUGAGGUUCCGCCGAUAACCCCUGUGCGUUGGUGGGAGAGAGCAGGGCGGGAGGGGGAGGGCAUGGUUGCAGUUCACGUGCGAAUGGGCUCAUUUGGGCUGCGCGAAUCAGUACAGUAACCAAACGGAGAAUUGAUAAGAGUAGAUUUGUGUGGGGGGGUUUGACUAGACUAGCGCUAUAAUUGGGGGUUUUGAGUUUUUUUUCUUUGAUUUGUGGUAUUUUUCUGGCAUGCAUAUUGUAGCUACCUUAGCUUGUUAAACUUGUUUACUCGA